GACUACACUCAAAGAACAGACCUUAAAACUCUAGUAUAUUAAUACUAGUUUAUAUAUAAAGAACAAAUUUCUUGUUUCUACGUAAAUCGUGAUUUCAAAUAUGGUCGCCGCCUGGUCACAUCACGAGAAGCAUGAUUAUAUAUUAUAACCUCUUUUGAAUCCGAUCCGAUCUUCUCUUGAAAUACACGAUGGUGCAGAGUAGAAUAUUCGCGCGAAAUCGAGCGCUUGGAUAUGUUAGCAAUCAUAUACCUCUGGUUACGAGGUAUAUCCUCAGAAGAAAAGAGCAUUAUAUCGUCACAUGCGUGGGCAAGGAAUUUCAUACUUAUGGAUGUAAACACUUCACUCUACUGAGCGUCUCGGGUAUGCACGCCGAUGAUAUUACCUGCCUGGCUACGGACACAUUUCACGUGUACACGGCUAGCGUGAAUAAUAUUUACGCGUGGCGCAGAGGGACAGAAUUAAAGCAUACCUACGAGGGUCACGAUUGCGCGAUCCAUAUUCUAUUACCGUUCGGUGCCCACUUGCUCUCUGUCGAUGAAAGUAGCACUCUAAAGGUUUGGAAUAUCAAGGAUGAAAGUCUACUGCUGGAACUGAAUUUCAGUAAUAAUGUUUUUAAAAUAACUGCGUUGAUGCAUCCCAAUACUUAUGUAAACAAGAUUCUGCUGGGCAGUGAACAGGGUCAGUUGCAACUAUGGAAUAUCAGACUGACCAAGAUGAUCUAUACAUUCAAAGGGUGGCAAAGUAGUGUGAUGGCAUUGGAGCAAGCACCCGCAAUAGAUGUGGCUGCUAUAGGUUUGAAUAAUGGCCACAUUAUUUUACAUAAUCUUAAAUAUGAUGAGACUGUCUUUGAACUCGUGCAAGAUUGGGGUCCUGUAAUAUCCAUCAGUUUUCGUACAGAUGGUCAUCCUAUCAUGGCGACAGGCAGUCCAGGUGGUCAGAUUGUAUUUUGGAAUCUAGAACAGCGGAUGGUAGAAAGCCAGAUGUGCAAUGCACAUGAUGCCGCUGUCACAGGUUUGAGAUAUAUACCUAACGAGCCUCUGUUGGUUUCGUCCUCACCUGAUAAUUCUUUAAAGUUGUGGAUAUUUGAUGUGGCCGAUGGAGCAGGCAGACUCUUAAGGAUUCGAGAAGGACAUGCUGAACCACCUACAAUUGCUCGAUUUUAUGGAAACGAUGGUAAUUAUAUAUUGACUGCAGGCGGUGAUUCUUCACUUCGGCUAUUUUCCACUGUCACAGAGAUACUUAAUAAAAGCCUAGGUAAAGCUUCGUUUAACAGGAAAGCUUCUAGGAAAAAAGGUCACUCAGUCGAUGAUCCCCUGUUAAUGCCACCAAUAACUGAACUUGCGUCUGAAGUAACGCGAGAGAAAGAAUGGUGCAACAUUGCAGCUACUCAUUCCAGUUUAGGCAUGGUCACUACAUGGUCAUUUCAUUUACAAAAAAUGAGCGAUCUUAAACUACUCCCUGAAAGAUUUAAAAAUAAUUACAAUGCUAUUGCGACCAGCUUAUGUUUAACAAGAUGUGGAAAUUUCGUCGUAAUAGGUUACAAUACAGGACAUGUUGAUAGGUUUAACAUUCAAUCGGGAAUCCAUAGAGCGUCAUAUGGAAAUGAGAAUGGUGCUCAUGUAGGUCCCGUUAAGGGUGUCAUGGUGGAUGAUUUGAAUCAAACUCUUAUUACGGCCGGUAAAGAUGCAACAAUCAAGUUUUGGGAUUUUAAACCUAAAAAAGGUAUGAUUACGGCAAGAACAAUAUUAACACUAGAAGAAUCAGUUGAAUGGAUACGAUGUCACAAUGAGAGUUCUCUUGUGGCAAUAGCUUUGGAAAAUUUUGAUAUUGUAUUGAUGGAUCUGGAUACAAGAAAAAUAGUUCGACAUUUUCAAGGACAUAAGGGACGAGUAACAGACGCAUGUUUCAAUCCUGAUUCUAGAUGGUUAAUUACAGCAUCUAUGGAUUGUACAAUCCGUACUUGGGAUAUACCAUCUUCACACUUAAUAGAUAUCUUUCAGGUUCCCGAAGCUUGUAUAUCUUUAAGUUUUUCUCCAACGGCAGAAUUUCUUGCAACCGCACACAUAUAUAACAUAGGAAUCUUCUUAUGGUCGAAUCGUAUGCUUUAUUCACAUAUUUCGCUGAAAGCUAUUAACAAAGACGACAUGAUACCCGAAGUAGGACUUCCCGGGUCUUUUGUAGAAACCGAAAAAGUUGACGAAGAUGAUGUUGCAGCCGAAGAACCAGAUUACAUAUCUCCUGAUCAACUUGACAGCGAUUUAAUAACUAUGUCUGCUGUGGCUCAAUCGAGAUGGCAAAAUUUACUCGACAUUGAUAUUAUUAAAAAAAGAAACAAGCCAACGCAACCACCCAAGGCCCCCGAAACUGCGCCAUUCUUCUUGCCUACGAUUUCCUCAUUGCAAUUGCGUUUUGAUUUCUCGGAUGUUAAAAUUAACGAAAACACUGAAACUAUUCGUGUUCAUCCAGCCGUACAAAAUCUUACUUCGUUCAACAAGAACUUACAAUCAGUUACCGAUGAUUUUUCGGAUGUGAUAGAAAAAUUAAAGACAAUGGGUCCUAGUAGCAUCGAUUUUGAGAUUCAAUCAUUAUCUCUGGAUGAGACUUCUACCGAAUUAUCGAUGCUGCAGUUUAUGAAAAUGCUUCAUCACAUGAUGGAACGACAGACAGAUUUUGAAUUAUCACAAGCAUAUUUAGCAGUGUUCUUAAAAUGGCAUGGUACAGCGAUAUCAGAGAAUGAAAUAUUACAUAAUUAUUUACAAAAAAUCCAAGAGAUACAAAUGAGAAAUUGGUUUACAUUACGUGAGAAAUUAUUUUACAAUUUAAGUGUUGUACAAAGCUUAAAAAAAAUGUAAAGUAGAUGAAGUA
This is a messenger RNA of Pogonomyrmex barbatus (red harvester ant), 2865 nucleotides long. Its product is annotated as WD repeat-containing protein 36. The record is from RefSeq and is a predicted model, not a curated record. Gene Ontology annotation, molecular function: protein binding. Lineage: Eukaryota; Metazoa; Arthropoda; Insecta; Hymenoptera; Formicidae. Gene Ontology annotation, cellular component: Pwp2p-containing subcomplex of 90S preribosome; small-subunit processome. Gene Ontology annotation, biological process: rRNA processing.